AUGGCGAUACUAAUGUUCGGCCGUUUUCUUAGUCGAUCCUUGCCUCAUCACCGCGACGGCCCUACGAUCUUCUCUUUCCAGCAGAAACUCAUCAUGGAGGGUGGUGGUCCGUCUUCUACUGCGGGCGCCUCACCGGUGCUGGAACCUGUUGUCAACGAUGAACUCUCCGAUGCCGAAGAUCUCGCGGCGGACAACUUCUAUUCUCCGCCUGCAACACCCGGACUAUCGCGAACCCCUUCCUUUUCAUACCAGGAUGACUGGGAUACGUUUCCCUCCCUGGACCAUUUUACCGUCUUCGACCUGCUCGACAACCUCGCCCUGUCCCAAAGACUCGAGAAGCUUCAGCGAACUAUAAACCUCCAGAAAGAUAAGGUUAAACAACAGCGUGAGAAGCUCAAGUCGAGCUCGGUGAAUGCCAAGAAUCGCGUCGUCGGAGAAUGGAAGAAACGCGUCCCGACUGCCGACGAACAACUCGACAAGUACCGCCGUCGCAUGAAACAUGGGGUUGAGCGCCUGGGGAAGCAGUGGAACGCGACUGCGACGGUGACCUUGCGCGAGAAGAUAUCCUUCAUAGCCGGCGUUUUGAACAUAUUCGUCAGUGGCUACCUCAUCGGAGGCCAUCCGGAAUACUUCUAUAUCUGGUUCAGUGUACAGCUUCUAUACUUCAUGCCGAUUCGGUAUUACAGGUACCACAAGAAGGGCUACCAUUAUUUCCUUGCGGAUCUAUGCUACUUUGUCAACAUGCUCUGCAUGUUGAGCAUUUGGGUCUUCCCGCAAUCUGCACGGCUGUUUAUCAGCACGUUCUGCCUCACAUUUGGCAAUAACGCCGUGGCGAUUGCUAUGUGGAGGAAUUCCAUGGUCUUCCAUAGCAUGGACAAGGUCGUUAGUUUGUUCAUCCAUAUCAUGCCCCCGGCCACUCUGCACUGCUUGGUGCAUUUGACCUCCGCUGAGAUCUUGAAAGAGAGGUUCCCGGCCAUCUACGCCAUCAAGUUCAGUGAGCCAGGCUCGCCGAACCAUUUCUCGCUUCUGGCUAUGAUGGGUUGGGCGACUUUGCCGUAUGUGAUCUGGCAAUCAGCCUACCAUUGUUUUAUUACAGUGCGUCGGGCCGAAAAGAUUGCCGCGGGCCGCCCGACCAGUUUCACCUGGCUUCGCAAAUCCUAUGCAAAGACCUGGAUCGGGAAACUCGUGCUGAACCUGCCAGAAUCUUUACAGUCUCCGGCCUUCAUGGUAAUUCAAUAUCUCUAUGCACUCUUGACGAUGAUUCCGUGCCCGCUCUGGUUCUGGUCUCGCUGGGCAAGUGGGCUGUUCCUGACGGCACUUUUCAUCCUGAGCAUCCACAACGGUGCCACCUACUACAUCGAUAUCUUCGGUAACCGUUUCCAGAAGGAACUGGAAGAGCUGAAGCGAGAUGUUGCGCGGUGGCAAUCGUCACCCGAGGGCUCCAUGAGCCCGACAACCCUGGGGGGAUCGGAUAGUGCUGCUGCGGUGGGGGCUCAAGUCUUGGAUGACUCGGCGGGUACUUCUAAAAAUAAUGGCGGAUCUGACCAGGCCAGUCUGGACCGAAUUCCGCCACUUGAUUCUGAAGCCGCCACGACUGGUGCACAGGAUGCCAACAACCGCUCAGAGCCUGCAGUGUUGCGGGAGAGGAGAUGA
Aspergillus terreus NIH2624 is the source of this 1653-nucleotide messenger RNA. RefSeq names its product glycerophosphocholine acyltransferase. The record is from RefSeq and is a predicted model, not a curated record. NCBI's taxonomy places the organism in Eukaryota, Fungi, Ascomycota, Eurotiomycetes, Eurotiales, Aspergillaceae. Bases 1 to 1653 code for a protein of 550 amino acids. The transcript has 2 exons. Gene Ontology annotation, biological process: phosphatidylcholine biosynthetic process.